Messenger RNA from Lepidothrix coronata (blue-crowned manakin), 2373 nucleotides. RefSeq names its product protein kinase AMP-activated non-catalytic subunit beta 2 (gene PRKAB2). The transcript is spliced from 8 exons. NCBI's taxonomy places the organism in Eukaryota, Metazoa, Chordata, Aves, Passeriformes, Pipridae. The record is from RefSeq and is a predicted model, not a curated record. Gene Ontology annotation, molecular function: protein kinase binding. Gene Ontology annotation, biological process: signal transduction. Gene Ontology annotation, cellular component: nucleotide-activated protein kinase complex; cytoplasm; nucleus. Bases 690 to 1514 code for a protein of 274 amino acids.
CUGAAGAAUCCUGUGUAGCUUGCGGUGGCUUUGUUGUUUGUCCCAAGAGAUGUGUGGUUGUUUGUGGCUUGGUCAGUUGUCCUGUUCUGCUUUCUCUGAUCUGGGUGAGACUGGGGAUGGCAGCCCAUCUCCAGCUGCAGAGGGACGCUGAGGUGGCUGGGGCUGCCCUUCCCUCAUUGUGUCCCUCCAGAGAGCCCAGCAGAUGCCAGAGUGCUCGGGGUGGUGCCGCUGGUUCAGUCACAACAAGCGGACCUCCUGGCUGUGCUGUGCUGCAGCUGACACGGUGGCUUGCCUGGUGAAUCAUAAGUAAAUGCUGCUGAGAGCUGAGCUUUUUGCAGACAGCACAGCAUUAGCCCCACUCCUUGGACAAGCUCCAGCUUGGGCGAUUCCACUCGGACACUUUAAAUGCUCCCUGUCAUCUUUGCCAGGCGCAAGACUCUGCUCUUCUGCCUGUGAGCUCUUGGAGACUUGUUGGGAGCUGUAAAACAGCUGCUACUUUCACUCUCUGUUUGUUUUCUGGCUGGAUGUAGGGGAUUUGUCUAUAGAGCCUGACUGUGGGACUGUGAAAGAGGCUCUGUUAACGCUAAGCAAUGAUUUGCCAAUAAAGGUUGGCUUUAUUUUUCCCAUCAACCCCUCAAUUCUGAUGGCUGCCGAGGGCUGAUGUUGGACACAGAGGCUGCUGAGCUGUCAUGGGGAACACCACCAGCGAGCGAGUGUCCGGGGAGCGCCAUGGCUCCAAGUCCCACCGCUCGGACGGCUCCGGUGCCUCCCACCCCACCAAGGAGCACCCGCACAAGAUCAUGGUGGGCAGCACCGAUGACCCCAGCGUUUUCAGCUCCCAUGACUCCAAGAUUCCUGGGGACAAGGAGUUUGUGUCGUGGCAGCCAGAUCUAGAGGAGUCAGUGAAACCAUCCCAACAGGCUCGACCAACUGUCAUCCGCUGGGCCGAUGGAGGCAAAGAGGUCUUCAUCUCUGGAUCCUUCAACAACUGGAGCACUAAGAUCCCACUCAUCAAGAGCCACAACGACUUUGUUGCUAUCCUGGAUCUCCCAGAAGGAGAGCACCAGUACAAAUUUUUUGUGGAUGGCCAGUGGGUCCAUGACCCAUCUGAGCCCGUGGUCACCAGCCAGAUGGGGACAAUUAACAACCUAAUCCACGUCAAGAAGUCUGACUUCGAGGUGUUCGAUGCAUUGAAGGUGGAUUCCCUGGAGAGCUCAGAAACCUCAGGUCGGGACUUAUCAAGCUCACCACCUGGACCUUACGGCCAAGAGAUGUACGUAUACCGGCCCGAGGAGCGCUUCAAAUCCCCACCCAUCCUCCCACCUCAUCUCCUCCAGGUCAUCCUGAACAAGGACACCAAUAUCUCGUGCGACCCAGCACUGCUGCCCGAACCCAACCACGUCAUGCUCAAUCACCUCUACGCGCUCUCCAUCAAGGAUGGCGUGAUGGUGCUCAGUGCCACGCACCGCUACAAGAAGAAGUACGUCACCACACUGCUGUACAAGCCCAUCUGAGCCAGAGCCUCGCCCACCCCCCACGCAGGACACGAAACGCCGCUUUGUCUGCACACACUGGGCCACAGGACUGUGUGAGAACUAGGUGCUGGCUCCAGCCUCAAACCUGGCAGGGACACAGGCCCUGGCAAUGAGCCCAGGGCCGCUGGGGCCUGUGACACUGUCUCAUCCUACUGGUGUGGUUCGAUUUAGCCCUUGGUUUCCGCCCACCUGCAGCUCCCCUAGGCUUCUGUGAGUCUCUGGGACCACUUUGCUGCUCACCAGAACAGCCUUUCCUCACGCCCAACACGGAAAGGGCUUCACCCUGACUGUCUUCUCCAGCCUGCAAGGGCCUCAAGGUGAUCCUAGCACUACCCCCACCCCAGGCCUCCAGGAAUGUGUCCUACCUGCUGAAGGUUGCUCUGGUGUCUUGGUCUUGAGUUUCCAAAGGCCACCUUGAUCACUAGGGGCUCCGUGACACUCCAGCCUGCUACCUGCCCCCUGUCCCACAGCCCUGGCUGUGGGGCUGUCCCCCAGCUUUGAGGAGGGCUCUCAGCUCUGGAGCCCCAGCCCCCUGCCAGGUUCAGCAUCGAGCCAGCAGGGUGGAAGGUACAGCCCGACACAGCCACGCUUACCUGCCGCUGGGACAGCACCGUCGAGGACUGACUGCGACUGCUCUGUCCCCAGCACUGAGUGCUUCUAUGGGACAGGGCUGGCUUCAUCAUAGCCAGAGGGGCACUGGCACAUGCCCACGCUGAAGGGGCCUGGGGCGAGCAGAGCCGGGCAGGCACCCCAGGACCCUGGCUGCACCGCCUGCUGCCGCAGCAGUGCCAUGGGACAGGCAUUUCUCUAUUUAUUACAGUAUUUAUUGUUCUCGGUG